Molecule: messenger RNA, 1908 nt
Organism: Arachis stenosperma
Lineage: Eukaryota; Viridiplantae; Streptophyta; Magnoliopsida; Fabales; Fabaceae
Exons: 6
Coding region: 247-1800 (517 amino acids)
Biological process (GO): mitotic spindle assembly checkpoint signaling; meiotic sister chromatid cohesion, centromeric
Molecular function (GO): protein kinase activity
Source: RefSeq, a predicted model, not a curated record
GCCCCAUCGCAGUCACCAUCUUCGCUCAGUCUCUGUCUCCUUGCUGUCGUCGGUUCCGUCGUACCCUGCAUUUGGAAUGGAGCUUUAAUUUGAAUAAGUGAAAGUGAGAACACCAAAAGGCACCGCGAACACCCCUAGCCGCUCAGACUCAAAUUCAAACUACUUCCAUGAAUAAGUGACCAAAUCAUCACUGCAACGACCACCGUCUACCCUCACCGUCGCCGCCGCCGCCGAUUCACUACCUAAAUGUCUCACGAAGGAAUGCUUUCUUCGAUAAUAAAUGAAGCCAGCAACUACACUGGAAAAGACCCGCUUCUUCCAUGGCUCCGGGGUAUCCGAAAAAUGAAGGACAGUUUUGCCCCUGAAGCCCUCAAGGAAAAGCUACCAGUGUUGUUGCAGAAAUGCGCACAAAAGUUCCAGCUCGAUCGCCGUUACAGAAACGACAUGCGCUACCUUCGCGUUUGGCUUCACUUGAUGGACUUUGUGGAUGAUCCUGGGGAACUUUUGAGAACAAUGGAAGCUAAUCAUAUUGGAACAAAGCGCUGUCAAUUCUACCAAGCAUAUGCACUUUUCUAUGAGAAAAGCAAGAAGUAUGAUGAGGCUGAGAGGAUGUACCAUCUUGGAGUGAAGAACCUUGCAGAGCCUAUGAAUGAGUUGCAGAAAUCAUAUGAUCAAUUCCUUCAGCGCAUGGAACGUAGGAAAAACAAGAGAAACAAUAAGCAGGAAGUGAGAGGUGCCAGAAGAGCUCUGGCUGCAAAAGGCAACCCUUCUGUUGCGAAUAAUAUUGAGGGAAGCAGUGGAGCAUGCAGUGUUGAGGGUGUGCAAAAGGGACCCCAAGUUGUGAGUUCUGAAGCUAAUGAUGCCAAUGAUAGAAAUGUAAGGAAUAGAAAAGAUGAAUGCAAAAGGGUUUUGGGGGAGAACACAGUAGUUGUAUCUAAAUUUGUUGACACUGCCAUUGUGGGGAAAUCAGAAGUAGAAGAUGCAUGCCAUCAUGGACUGGUUGAUCCCACAAUAAAUAUGAAGGAGGCCAUGAAUGCCAUUAACAGCAUGUUCCGGGCACCAUUAGAGACAGUCCCAGUACCCCGGAAAUCACAGAGAAAUCAGUUGAAGGAAGAUCGUAGUAUGAAGAAUGGGUUUGAAGUAUUUGUUGACGAAAACUUGGAUAAUGGAAUGAAACCAACUGGUUCUUCACAGAAGAGAACUGAAGCCAGCCAACCUCCCCAAGAACUACUUCAGAUAUAUGUUGAUGAUGAAGGAUUCUCUGAGACCAGUGAUGUAAAUGCGAAUUCUCAUGAAGAUUCUACUUCAUCAGCUUCACAACCGAAUGGUUUGGUUUUCCCCCAUCCCAAGGAUCUUCCUUCUGAAAAAUCCAGUGAUAGAGACGAAGAAAGUUCCCAUAAAUCAAAGUUUAGAGAGGAUACAGUUGUGUGCAGAUUUGUUGGCUCUGCAAUCUUGGAUGAGCCAGAGGUGGAGAAUGUUUGCCACCAUGGCUUGGUGGACCCUACAAUCAACAUGAAGGAAGCCAUGAAUGACAUAAAUAACAUGUUUGGAAAGCCAAUGGAUUUUGUUAGGAAAAAAAGAUCAAUGAAACUGGAGAAAGCUCCUGAGAUCAACAGGGGAAAGGAACUUGAUGGCUUUUCAAUCCUUGCUGAUGAUGAUGAUAUGGAGCAGCAACAAGUUGCGCCACCACCAAAAUUUUCACGAAAGUCAAAGGAAUGCGAGUUAUAUGAGCCAACUAUCCACACAAAGGAAGCGAUGGACAACAUAAACAAGAUGUUUAAUAUGCCAUUGGAUUUUUAAGUGCAAGGUGAUUGAUUAACAAUGAUUACAAUUUAUAAGUUGUAAGAAUAUGCAUUUGAUUUUUGGGAGGCACCCAAAUGUGAGUUUUCUGUUGUCCUUUUUAUUCCC